UACAAUUAUGAUAUAUUUUGAAACAAUAUACAUGUUUUCUUGCUGCAGUCUUAUUUGGGGUCGGAAAAUGCGUUUUACCGAGCUUAUCACCAGCAACUGAAGGCAGCAUCAGGCACCACCGAAGCACAAAACGGGAUUUUCACGCUCUCCGUUGCCAUGGAGCGAGUUUGUUUUCUUCUUCGGUACAAAAUGAGAGAUUGUGCUUUAAAAUGUGGGGAUGAAUUUAACUGUCCUCGUUGUCCAAAGACAGUGGGGUUUUGACCAACAGAGUGUAAGGACUUCGAUAGCGUUUUAAGGACUUUUGCUAGUUACGACCCUGACUGACCCCACAAUGAGCAGCAGAGUAGCAGAAGGCCGUCUGCAGGUCCUUCAGAUCUACCGCUUGCUGCAGUGCGUCCACGAAGGGGAUAAGGUGCAGAUAGAGAAGAUGGUGAACCUCGGGGUUGAAAACCUCAUCAAUCUCACUGAGCCACAAGACGGCACAGGGGUGCUUCAUGUGGCAGUUUCAGCCAACUCUCAGGACCUGGUCAGCUUCCUUCUCUCCCAGGGAGCUCACCCUGACACCCAGGACCUGAAGGGCCGCACCCCAGUCAUGCUGGCAGCUGAACUGGGCAAUGAUGCCAUAGUGACACUGCUAGCCCAGAAACAUGCUAACCUUAGGCUCCAGGACACUGAGGGCAAAGGUGUGUUAUUCUACUGUAUUUACCCUACCAAGUGCCACACCCGCUGCCUGCAGGUGGCGCUGCAGUGCCGAGCAGAUGUCAACAAUGUGUCAGCACAGGGGACACAUGUCUUCCAGUUGAUGUGUGAAAAAGCCCAGGAGUGCACCCCAAUGUGUCUCAUCAUGCUGGAUGGAGGAGCAGACCCCAACGCAACAAAUCAGAAAAGUGGCGUUACAGCGCUGAUGGAGGCAGCUAAGGCUGGCUCCCUGCAGCUCGUGAGAACCAUUCUCAAGAGAGGUGGUAACCCCAACGCCCUGGACAGAAAACGCCUCACAGCAGUACACUAUGCAGCCAUGGGGGGCUUUCUUGAGGUGAUUCAGGUACUGUCUGCAUACUCAGCAGACAUGAGUGUGAUCAACACAGAGGACUGCACACCUCUUCAUUACGCUGCUGCUACCGGCAAUGCUAACUGCUGCAAGUUCCUCGCACAGAGAGGUUGUAACCCCAAACUGAAGAACCAGGAAGGCUUGCUUCCACGUCAGAUUGCCAAAGACGCUGGUCACAAAGCAGCAGCCAAAGAGCUGAGGAAAGCAGAGAGGCAACAGGGAAAAGGCAAAAAUUCCAGUGGUGUCAACCUCAUGUCAGAUCUUUGGGUCCUGACCCUCCAUGAUUGGUCUCACGAAUUCGAGACUGAAUUACGUGAAGCCGUUGGGAACAAAUCAGACACAGUUACCAGCGACAUGUUUAUUUCAGUGUUGGAAGAACUACAGGCUCCAGUCAACGUAGACCAGCUGCAUGUAGUCAUCUCAGCCCAUGACAAAGGAAGAGAGGGCCGUAUCAAUAUUAAUGAUUUCAUCAGAGGUAUCAAAUACGUCAAGAAACCUUUCCUCCUCUCUUCUUUUCUCCCUAAAAAGAAAAAGGGAGGAAAGGGAGGAAAAGGAGGGAAGAAAAAGAAGGGUAAAUUUGUUCUCCCAAUGCCCAUUUGCACCCUCCCAGUGGAGCUUAUGUCCCGGCGACCAGAUGGAGGUCCACCCCACUUCAUGAUUGAGACAUACUACAACUGCUCAGACAUCAACAGAUUUGACCAAGAUCACCCACCAGAACAUCCUAUAAUGAAUGACUCGGGAUGGUACAUAGACAAGCCAGAGAAGAUCUACGUCAAUAUCAACUACUGUGUGAAAAGUGGAGACUUGGAGUCUCUGGACCUCGCUCUUAGUCAGGGGGUUCCUGUGGAUGCUAAAGAUCCGUUUUACAAGACACCGCUGAUGGUGGCCUGUUCCAGUGGCAACUACGAGGUGACUCAGUACCUUCUCAGUCGUGGGGCAGAUGUGAAUAUGUGUGACCAGUUCUUCUGGACGCCUCUCCACCAUGCAGCUCAUGCUGGACAAGUAGAACUUAUUAAACUUCUGCUUGAGGCUGGAGCCACCCUAGAAGCCCGGGCCCUUGGUGGAGGCACACCCCUCAUGAGGGCCAUUGAGAGCUCUCGACCCUCCUGUGUGGACUUCCUUAUCAAGGCGGGUGCCAGUGUAAAUGCAGAGAACAAGAAAGGACAAAACUGCCUUGACAUUGCCAGGGCCUUUGCAGACUGUAGGAUUACUGACUUGAUCCAAGACAAAAUGGAUUCUCUGCCUAAACCGAAGGAGACAGCAAAGGGAAAGGGAAGCAAAGUUCAAAAGCCUAAACCUGCUAAAGCAAAGGAUGUUGCUGCAGAAGAUUCAGUGCGUGCAGAGACAUCAACUGCAACAGCGGGGAAGACGUCCCCUCAGAAGGAUUCAAGGAGCAUCAUCCUGCAAAAUAGCAAAAUCACCACGGGGAAAACCAACACUGUGGAUAUCACAUUUGUGCCAAAAACUGUUUGGGGGAAGCCGCCCACCACAAGCCAGCUGAUGUCAAAGAUUGAGAGGCGCAAAGAGCAGUUAUCCCUCGAAUUGGACUUUGAUGACUUCAUGAUGCCCUUCAGCCAGAACAUCCAGAGGGAAACGCUAGAGCUGGCAAAAAACACAGACUAGACUGAAAAAGAGGUGAGCCACAGAGAGAGAGAGACACACACACUGAGACAUUACAGUCUGUUACCUGAGCUGGCUGGCCACCUCAGUUAUGGAUAUUGGAUUUACUCUGGAAUGAUCUAUUUUUAUUACAGCUACUUUAAUAAAACCAUAAAUUUUUUUUUACCCUUGUCAUUAUUCACAAUUUCCAAUGUCAAUGCAUAGUUAGAAAUUAGUUGGGU
This is a messenger RNA of Scatophagus argus, 2889 nucleotides long. It is a transcript of the gene ankef1a, whose product is annotated as ankyrin repeat and EF-hand domain containing 1a. Lineage: Eukaryota; Metazoa; Chordata; Actinopteri; Scatophagidae. Bases 332 to 2671 code for a protein of 779 amino acids. The record is from RefSeq and is a predicted model, not a curated record. Gene Ontology annotation, molecular function: calcium ion binding; protein binding. The transcript is spliced from 11 exons.